This is a messenger RNA of Diaporthe citri, 960 nucleotides long. RefSeq lists its product as uncharacterized. Gene Ontology annotation, molecular function: methyltransferase activity. The record is from RefSeq and is a predicted model, not a curated record. Gene Ontology annotation, biological process: ubiquinone biosynthetic process. The transcript has 3 exons. The coding region runs from base 1 to 960 and encodes 319 amino acids. NCBI's taxonomy places the organism in Eukaryota, Fungi, Ascomycota, Sordariomycetes, Diaporthales, Diaporthaceae.
AUGCCUGACGACAACCUGGCCAUCAUCCUCACGCUCUUCCUGCUCUUCCUCGUGAUCGGCAUCGGCGCAUACUUUGGGCGCAAGUGGAUCAAGGCUUUCACAACUGCCAUGGUCCAGGCCAAGCAGGCUGAACAGGCAGAGAAGAGAAAGCGCGUUGCCGACGUGUUCAGCAGUGUCGCAGAGUCGUACGACCGCAUGAACGACUUGAUGUCCUUCGGCUGGCAUCGCGUAUGGAAGUUCGUCCGCCCGUUCCCUGAAGCCCAACCUGAGCCGCUGAGUCUGUUCCCAGAUCACUACGUAUCUUCCCUCAACCCCGGAUUUUCCUCGGACCCAUCCCACCCCCCAGCCCAACACAUCCUCGACAUAGCCGGCGGCACGGGCGACAUCGCCUUCCGGCACCUGAACCACGCCCACGUGGUGAACCGCAACCCGAAUGUCCGCGUGACCAUCUCAGACAUCAACCCAGACAUGCUGGCGGUAGGCAAGCAGCGGUCGCAGGCGCUGCCAGCAGGCCAGCAGGCGGCCCUGUCCUUCCUCGAGGCCAACGCCGAGGACCUGCGGUCCGCGGGCGUCCCGGACGCGAGCGUCGACCUGUACACGGUGGCCUUCGGCAUCCGCAACUUCAGCAACAUCCCCGCGGCGCUGCGCGAGGCGCACCGCGUGCUCAAGCCGGGCGGCGUCCUCGCCGUGCUCGAGUUCAGCAAGGCCGACCGCUGGACCCCGCUCUUCGCCGCCGCCUACCGCCGCUGGAGCUUCGGCGCCAUCCCCCUCAUCGGCCAGCUCGUUGCCGGCGACAGGGACUCGUACCAGUACCUCGUCGAGAGCAUCGAGCGCUUCCCCUCCCAGGACGAGUUCCGCGACCUCAUCCUCGACGCCGGCUUCGUCGUUGGCGGCGAGGGCUAUGAGAACCUCACGGGUGGCGUGGCGGCUAUACACCGGGGCAUGAAGCCAAAGGAGUGA